CCAAUCAAAGAUCACCAAUUGUAAGAUCUCUGAUUGCCCCAACAUUAAUAUCUGGCAGACUGGGACCUACCUAAACUCACCUUAGUUACUCUAGGCAUCGGUGUACCCUGUUUAAACUCCCUCCGUUUACUUCGGCUGCCCUCUCCCAAGUCUUCUCCUGAAAAAGCAGACUUUUCCUUCCUUUUUUUGUACUAACAAUCACAAAUUUUCAUUACCCUAAAAUUUUCAGUACUUUCAAAAUCUCAAUUUCCCAAUUCGAAAGAAAAGCAAAAUCAUAAAAAUUGGCGUUCUUUAUAUAUAUUUCAAAUCCAAUGGCGAUUAAUUUCUUAUCGUUUAAAGAUUCAUCGUCAGUUAAUUAGGGUUUUUGAAGCAAAAAAUAAAUUUUAGGAUUUUAUUUUAUUUUUUAAAUAUGGAGAAACACAAAUCAUUCAAAUACUACUCUCAGGAGCCCGAUUCACCUCAUCCAUGGAACGCCGAUUUCGGAUUUACCAACGCAAGCGAUCGGCGUUACGCGUUUUCGCGGCAACCGUCGUUUCAACAAUCGCAGAGAGAUACCCGCACGCCGAUGACGUCGAACUUUUCCAACGAUUCCAUUAAUUCUUUUCUAUCGAGGAAUGUUUCAAGCAUCGACAUAGUGGCAGGGUUUUACUCUUUUGACCAAGCGAAGGAUGGAUUUUUCGAAGCCACAGGAUCGGCGGGGGCGGAUAAAUUCUCGGUUUUGGAUUCGGUUUUGUCGCUUUUUCGGGUUAUGAGAACCGGUAGCCGGCAAAUGAAGAAGUUGCUGAUUAUGAUUUCACUUAAUGUGGCAUAUUCUACCGCUGAGUUGGCGAUUGGGCUCUUUACCGGCCGUAUUGGUUUGGUAUCUGAUGCAUUUCAUUUGACAUUUGGUUGUGGUCUCUUGACAUUUUCUUUGUUUGCGAUGGCUGCUUCUCGAAGAAAGCCUGAUCAUGUUUAUACUUACGGGUACCAAAGACUCGAAGUAUUAUCUGCUUUCACCAAUGCUCUGUUUCUAUUGUUCAUGUCAUUCUCCUUAGCUGUGGAAGCACUUCAUGCUUUCAUCCAAGAUGAAUCAGAGCACAAGCAUUAUUUGAUUGUUUCGGCAGUGACAAAUCUAUUGGUGAAUCUUAUUGGCGUUUGGUUCUUUAGAAAUUAUGCUCGAAUCAAUAUUGUAUACAGGAAACCUGAAGAUAUGAAUUACCACUCAGUUUGCUUGCAUGUUCUUGCAGACUCCAUUCGCAGUGCAGGUUUGAUAUUGGCAUCCUGGUUUCUCUCUCUUGGGGUUAAUAAUGCUGAAGUUUUGUGCUUAGGAUUAGUUUCAGGUGCAGUCUUCAUGCUUGUCAUGCCACUAUUUAAAGCUAGUGGUGGCGUCUUGCUUCAGAUGGCACCACCUAAUAUUCCAUCUUCAGCCAUGAGCAAAUGCUGGCGGCAGAUUGCUUCUCAUGAGGAUGUUACAGAAGUUUCUCAAGCUCAGUUUUGGGAACUAGUACCUGGUCAUGUUGUUGGAUCCCUUUCACUACAGGUGAAGAAAGAGCUGGACGAUCGCCGUUUACUAGAGUAUGUGCAUAGUUUAUACCAUGAAUUAGGAAUACAUGAUUUGACUGUGCAAACUGAUUAUGUAUGAACCUCAUCCCUUUUUCUUCC
This is a messenger RNA of Durio zibethinus, 1641 nucleotides long. RefSeq names its product metal tolerance protein C2-like. NCBI's taxonomy places the organism in Eukaryota, Viridiplantae, Streptophyta, Magnoliopsida, Malvales, Malvaceae. Gene Ontology annotation, cellular component: Golgi apparatus; membrane. Gene Ontology annotation, biological process: transmembrane transport; intracellular zinc ion homeostasis; zinc ion transport. The record is from RefSeq and is a predicted model, not a curated record. Gene Ontology annotation, molecular function: zinc ion transmembrane transporter activity.